ACAGCCAUUAGGAUUUCUGCCCUCCCACCGAAGCUCAUGUUACAGUACAUGCGUCCAUUUAUAUAUUAACGGUGGUGUCUCCCCACUUGGAGAAAAAGGGCCAAUGCCAUCCCCAUCACAGUAGCUCUUGCCAUUUUGGCAUCUCAUCCUCUCAAUCUUUGAGCAGAAAGAAAGAAGAAGAAGAAGGAGAGUUUUAAUUCACGGUGCUGGGUUAAUUUUAUAUGAUGGAGGCUAAUAACAACAAUAACAUCAUAGCACCCUUUGUUUUGAAGAUUUAUCAGAUGGUCAGUGAUCCAACGACGGAUUCUCUAAUUUCCUGGGGCAGAGCAAACAACAGUUUCAUCGUCAUCGACCCUUUAGAUUUCUCUCAGAGGAUUUUGCCUGUUUACUUCAAACACAACAACUUCUCUAGCUUUGUUCGACAGUUGAACACCUAUGGUUUUAGAAAAGUCGAUCCAGAUAGAUGGGAAUUUGCAAACGAAUGGUUUCUCAGAGGGCAAAAGCAAUUGCUGAAGAAUAUAGUUCGCAGGAAGCAUAGUACUAAUAAUAAAGGGUCAUCAUAUAUGCAAGUAAAUAUAAAAGGUGAAGACUUCGAUGAUGAAGAAAUAAUUAUGGAGAUAGCAAGGUUAAAGCAAGAACAGAAGGCCUUAGAGCAAGAACUUGAAGGCAUGAACAAGCGUUUAGAAGCGACGGAAAGACGUCCACAACAAAUGAUGGCUUUUAUCUAUAAAGUUGUUGAAGACCCUGAUCUCCUUCCUCGUAUGAUUCUUGAAAAAGAACGUACAAGGCAGAUAAAAGACAAGAAACAACGUUUGAUGAUAUCUUCUUCGGCGACAUCACCUUCUGGCAUGGCAAUUUCAAGUACUUCAACAAAAAUAAAGUCUGAAGUGGUUCAUGAAGAGGGUUCUAUAGGGGUAAUAUCUUCGCCAGAAACUGUUUUUAAUGUAGAUAAAUUUUGUCAAUCUUCACCCUCACCUGAUGGGUCAGAUAUUAACGCUAUAGGAUGGUUAGAUCAAGUGAACUAUGGUCUUGCCGUGGCAGGACCAAGUCCAUUUACAACAGGCUCAAUGGGUGCAGGGAUUGGGGCAACGGUGGCAGUGUUGCCGCAAGGGAAUAGUGCUGUGAUAGGAUAUGGUGGUGAUUGGGGUGCCCACAUGAACUAUUUUGGUGAAAUGGCGGCGGGGGUGGAGGAUAGGCCACGACCGUCUUAUCCAUUUUCACUUUUGGGAGGUGGCUUUUAGCUGCUGCCAUUCACAAGAUUAUGUUGGAUUCUAUCUCUUAUAUUAAUUUUGCGUUUUGGGUA
Messenger RNA from Populus euphratica (Euphrates poplar), 1303 nucleotides. RefSeq names its product heat shock transcription factor C1 (gene HSFC1). Bases 222 to 1241 code for a protein of 339 amino acids. Gene Ontology annotation, molecular function: DNA-binding transcription factor activity; RNA polymerase II cis-regulatory region sequence-specific DNA binding. Gene Ontology annotation, biological process: regulation of transcription by RNA polymerase II; cellular response to heat. The record is from RefSeq and is a predicted model, not a curated record. NCBI's taxonomy places the organism in Eukaryota, Viridiplantae, Streptophyta, Magnoliopsida, Malpighiales, Salicaceae. Gene Ontology annotation, cellular component: nucleus. The transcript has 2 exons.